This is a messenger RNA of Coffea arabica (coffee), 2824 nucleotides long. RefSeq lists its product as uncharacterized. The record is from RefSeq and is a predicted model, not a curated record. NCBI's taxonomy places the organism in Eukaryota, Viridiplantae, Streptophyta, Magnoliopsida, Gentianales, Rubiaceae.
GCAUGCCAGCAGCUGUCCUGUUCUACACACUUUCCCAAAAAAAUUGCAACUUUAUCAGCCAUUUCCAGUUCCGCCGGCAUCUUGUAAGUUUUAUCAUCUGUCAACGGAAGCUCUUCUGAUUUCGGCCGUUAGUAUGUAGAAAAAAAAAACCCAGCAAUCUUUCCCAAAAAUGUCGUCUCCGAUCACUCAAAUGUUCCACAUUCCGACGUGCUGUUUCUUCCUUCACUCUCUUAGCUGACAGAAAUGCAGAGGUAGAAAAAUGAUAACAUUAGAUAAGAGUUUGGACAAAAUGAGUGUUUUGAAGAAGAUAUCUGAAGCUCUGGCUACCAAUGAAGCCAAAAAGGACCGGCUUAAAAAUUUUAUUCUGUUGUUAAUGCUUGAAUGGGAAGAUUUUGAGAGCCACUUGGAUUUAACUGGCUUGCUUUUCCGGGAAUGCUUAGCUGAACUUCAGUCCAGAGAGACCCAUUUAAGCUCAGUUCAAGAAUCAGUGAGUGAAAGUUCAAAAGAAAUGGAUAUGACAAGGAAAUCUCUUGAACAAAAGUUUGACGAAUUAGUUGAAAAAGAGAAGGAAUUUUGUUUAUUUCAAGAAAAAGGGAGUAAUGAAUUAAAAUUGCAGGAGGAGACAUUAGGUAUGAUUCGUGAGGAAAUUGAGGUGAGAGAGUUAAAAUUGAAUGAACAAGAGAAAUUGAUACAAGGGCUUUUUGAUAAGAUUGAGCUGGAGCAAAAGGAAUUUGAGAGUAUUAAGAGUUCAGUUGGAGACAGGUUUAACGAAAUUGGGUUAAAGGAGUAUCACAUAGAGCAAAGAGCUAAUGAACUUGAUUUGAAAGAGCAAAAGUUGAUGCAUCGUGAAAAGGAGAUUGAAUCAAGGGAAAAGAUUUUGUAUCUAAAGAUGAAGGAAAUUGAACUUAAAGGGAAACAAUUUGAUUCUGCUAAAAUCUCCAAUAAACACUUGCAAGAUUCUGGUUCUGAAGCAAAGCAUGGUCUUCACCUGAAUGAGGAAGAAAGUUUAGCAUGCACAGAACGGGGAAAGCAAUUGACAGAUGCUGUAGGGCAUAUAGCAUCUCAUAAUAUGCAAAAUGUUACUGAUCACAAGAGUAAAAAACUGCUAGAUUCAUCAGUUGAUUCGACAACAAUCUGGGAGUCUUGCUGCUUUUUUUGUGAUGUAAGGAAAGUGCUCUUCAAACGUGGCCUAAAAAAAGAUUUCUUCUGCCAGAACUGCUCAAAAUAUUACGUUGCUUUUUCAAGUGCAAUGGGUUAUGAGGAGAAUGGUAACAUUAAAAUGCUCAAGUCAUGCACAGCGACUGAAAGGAAUGGUGAUGUUCUUGGGGAUGCGAGGUCUGAUGAUAAAGAUGGAAGUGUAAAUCUACUGCAUCUUGGCAAAGGAGAUUAUGAUGUUCUGAGGAUUGAUCAUUCAUGGCAUAGAGAAUCCAGUGAAUCAAUAAACCAGAGCAGGAAAAGAGGGAGCACUGAAACAGGAAAUGAGGUCAUAGCGGCUGAGGAAGUUUUGGCAGACAUUGAUCACCAUUUCCAUUGCACGCCAUUUGCACAAUUGCUACCAAUCUCUGAGAAAGGAAGAGAAAGUGGUGCUGAUGACAUCCCAAGCUCUUCAAAGAGGUUGCGGGUGAGCAAUAAUCAUGAUGAACAGAGCGAAGCAACGUUGCUUCAAUGUUCAGCAUGUGGCAAUUCAACUGGUUUUUCUGCAGAUGUGGAUAAUGGAAAGUUAAGAAUAGGAGAGGGAAAUUCUCCUAUUGAACAAAGCUUGCAAGAUUGUGAUAUUAAUGAUAUUCCUGAAUUUAAGGGAAAUGCUCCUACCGAAGAAAGCUUGCAAAAUUGUGAUGUUAUUGAUGUGUCAGGAUCAGGUUCUGCUGAUCAUUCAGUAAUAGGAAUUAUGUAUCCUCCGGGAGAAUUUAAUGAUUUUGACAAGUACAGAGAAGAGAAUUGUUUCUCCCCAGGUCAAAUUUGGGCUUGUUAUGAUGAUACUCAUGAUCCCAUGCCAAGAUUCUACGCCCAAAUCAUGAAGGUACAUGUUCGCCCAUUUAAAUUGUGCAUAAAUUGGCUAUAUCCUCAUCCAGGAUAUCAAGGUGGGAUUGACUGGGUAAACAGGGACUUACCUGUGGCCUGUGGCGAGUUUGCACGCGAUAAUUCUGAACACAUCACUACUUUUCGUAUAUUCUCUCAUCAAGUAAAUUAUGAUAAGAAUAUGGAUAGACUAACAUAUACAAUAUAUCCUAGAAAUGGGGAGAUUUGGGCCCUAUUUAAGGACUGGGAUAUAAGGUGGAGAUCAAAUCCAGAAAAUCACCCUAGGAUGAGGUAUGAAUAUCAAUUUGUGGAGGUUGUCAAAGAAUAUGUUGAGAGUACUGCUGUCGAGGUUGCUUUCUUGGAUAAAGUUGGAGGUUUUCUGAGCCUAUAUCAUAGGAAAAUCCAAGGUAAGCCAGUUCUAAUACCGCCAAAUCAACUACUAAGAUUCUCACAUCGAGUCCCCUCUUAUACGAUGCAUGGCACUGAAGGAGAAGGUGUCCCAGAAGGAUCUUUUGAACUUGAUCCUGCUGCCAUACCUCUGGCUCCUCAAUGAGAUUAUUCUUAGUGAAGCUGACAUAAAUGCUGUAAAGGACUGAAUCUGUGUUUAUAUGGAGCUUCUAUCUCAGUUUUACAUGUCAUUAACUUAAUCCUAGCACUGUUUCUCACAGGUCGGUGGCAUCAUGGACAGUUCUUGAAGAUUUUUUGUUGCCUAUCAUUAUAGAUUCUGAAGCAUGCAAUUGAAUUUGAACAGUACCCUGUCAUUUUGCAUAUUCUGGUAGUCUGAUGUUCUAGUUAUUGUGGAUCA